AUGUGCAAGGCCGGUUUCGCCGGAGAUGAUGCUCCCCGCGCUGUUUUCCCCUCUAUCGUCGGUCGCCCCCGUCACCAGGGUGUCAUGGUCGGCAUGGGUCAGAAGGACUCCUAUGUCGGUGAUGAGGCUCAGUCCAAGCGUGGUAUCCUCACCUUGAAGUACCCCAUCGAGCACGGUAUUGUCACCAACUGGGACGACAUGGAGAAGAUCUGGCAUCACACCUUCUACAACGAGCUCCGCGUUGCCCCCGAGGAGCACCCCGUCCUCUUGACCGAGGCUCCCCUCAACCCCAAGUCUAACCGCGAAAAGAUGACCCAGAUCAUGUUCGAGACCUUCAACGCCCCCGCCUUCUACGUCUCCAUCCAGGCCGUUCUUUCCCUCUACGCUUCCGGUCGUACCACCGGUAUCGUCCUCGACUCUGGUGAUGGUGUCACCCACACCGUCCCCAUCUACGAGGGUUACGCUCUCCCCCACGCCAUUCUCCGUCUCGAUCUCGCUGGUCGUGACUUGACCGACUACCUCAUGAAGAUCCUCAUGGAGCGUGGUUACUCCUUCUCCACCUCUGCCGAGCGCGAAAUCGUUCGUGACAUCAAGGAGAAGCUCUGCUACGUCGCCCUCGACUUCGAGCAGGAGAUGCAGACCGCUGCCUCGUCCUCUGCCCUCGAGAAGUCGUACGAGCUUCCCGACGGUCAGGUCAUCACCAUCGGUAACGAGCGUUUCCGUGCCCCCGAGGCCCUCUUCCAGCCCUCUCUCUUGGGUCUCGAAGGUGUCGGUAUCCACGAGACUACCUACAACUCGAUCAUGAAGGGAGAUGUCGAUAUCCGUCGCGACUUGUACGGAAACAUCGUCAUGUCUGGCGGUACCACCAUGUACCCCGGUAUUGCCGACCGUAUGCAGAAGGAGAUCACCACCUUGGCCCCCAGCUCGAUGAAGGUCAAGAUCGUUGCUCCCCCAGAGCGCAAGUACUCUGUCUGGAUCGGAGGAUCCAUCUUGGCUUCCCUCUCUACCUUCCAGCAGAUGUGGAUCUCCAAGAUGGAGUACGACGAGUCUGGUCCUUCCAUUGUCCACCGCAAGUGCUUCUAA
This is a messenger RNA of Linnemannia hyalina, 1083 nucleotides long. The record is from the annotation of a GenBank genome assembly. NCBI's taxonomy places the organism in Eukaryota, Fungi, Mortierellomycota, Mortierellomycetes, Mortierellales, Mortierellaceae.